Messenger RNA from Aspergillus ochraceoroseus IBT 24754, 1366 nucleotides. Its product is annotated as putative RNA binding protein. Gene Ontology annotation, molecular function: mRNA binding. The record is from RefSeq and is a predicted model, not a curated record. Gene Ontology annotation, cellular component: nucleus. Gene Ontology annotation, biological process: mRNA export from nucleus. NCBI's taxonomy places the organism in Eukaryota, Fungi, Ascomycota, Eurotiomycetes, Eurotiales, Aspergillaceae. The transcript is spliced from 7 exons. The coding region runs from base 77 to 1138 and encodes 353 amino acids.
ACGGACUCUGAUACUAUAUCUUUCAUCGCUUGUAUUUCGAUUCCUUUCACCCUUAACCUUCCUUUCCGCGUCCAAGAUGGACCGCAGCUUGGACGAGAUCAUUGCUGAGCGCCCUAGGCAAAACCAGAACCAGAACAGGGGCCGUCGUCCUCAAGGCCGCCGCUCAAAUGGCGUAAAAAAGCCUUAUCGAGAUGACCGUGUUGAUUUGGAUCUUGAUUGGGUCCAUGACAAGUAUGAAGGCGAUCGCGACACACGCCCUUCUCGUGCCCCUCGUCGUCCUCGUGGUGACCGCUACUCUCCGUCUCCGGACCGUAGCACGGCUACAGGAGCUAAGCUUCGCAUUGAAAAUCUUCAUUACGACAUCACAGAGAACGACCUCGAAGACCUGUUCACCCGGAUCGGACCUAUCACUAACCUAUCCAUCGUUUACGACCGAGCUGGACGCUCUGAAGGCGUCGCCUUCGUAACCUAUAACCGCUACACCGACGCUAAAACCGCAAUUGCUGAAUUCGACGGCGCCAACGCCAAAGGCCAGCCCAUUCGUGUUUCCAUAAUAUCCACUGGCGGCAGCGGUUCCGGUGGGGGUCGACGGGACCGAAAUCCCUUUGACAACGUGGAGAAGCCUAAGGGUAGUCUUUUUGAUCGUGUCGAACGACCAGGUGGUGGUCGUGACGCCCGCAGCUUAAGCCCCGGCGGAGACCGCGAUCGAGAUGAUGGCGGAGAAGGCGGUGCGCGACGUCGUCGCGGCCGUCGCGGAGGUGCUGCGCCUGGUCGCCGCAGCGACGUCUCCAAGCCUGCGCCCGAUCACAUCGACCGCUACAUACCCGGACAACGAUCUCCUACUCGCCGAACCGCUAAUGGCGGUCGACGACAGGGUGGGGGCGAGAACAAAGGCGGAGAAAAUGGCGGUGGUCGUCGCUCUGGAAACCCACGACCCAAGAAGACACAGGAGGAACUCGAUCAGGAAAUGGAGGAUUACUGGGGAACGGCGACUGCUGCUGCUGGCUCGGCUGAGAAGGAUUCUGCUGCCCCUGGCCCUGUGCAGCAAGCGGCGGUGGCUUCUGCUGCCGCAACUGCUCCAGCUUCCGCUACGGCCGCCCCGGCAGGUGGUGAUGAUGAUAUCGAUAUGAUCGAGUAAACGGCCAAAAGAAAUUUGUGUACUACCACUACAGCUACCAUUCUCCCCACUACUCAUUCACGGAGAACAUGCGCACGACGAUGUGCUCUCAUUUGUAACUACUACACGAGUAUUAUUUCCUUUGGGUGUGCGAUGGCUAAGUUUAAAAUCAGACUGGGAUAUUAUUGUAUGCAUCGGUUGCUGCGGGUCUAGCUCGGAAUUUUAUUAGUUGAAUAAGGCGUCUUCUUG